Aphanomyces astaci is the source of this 537-nucleotide messenger RNA. RefSeq lists its product as hypothetical. The transcript has 3 exons. NCBI's taxonomy places the organism in Eukaryota, Oomycota, Saprolegniomycetes, Saprolegniales, Verrucalvaceae. The record is from RefSeq and is a predicted model, not a curated record. The coding region runs from base 1 to 537 and encodes 178 amino acids.
AUGGAAGAGGAUAAUGAGUCCGAGGAGGUCAUACACGUUCGGCCCUACGAAGCACCCCACGGAGAGGUCCGCAAGCGAUGGACGAAAGUAACAGAGCAUCUCCAGCGCCUCCAUGGAGUUGGAAUCACAGUGAACGCCACGCGAAAACGAUUUGACGACCUGAUGACGGCGUUUCAUGCCGACAGUAUGGCCGCGCUCCGCGUAUCUGGGACGGACGAAGAGUACGAGGAACGCGCGCAGCUACUCCAGGAUAUCCACGACUUGACGGACAAGGAGGAAAAGGCGAAACAGAACGAGCGACACGAAACGAAUGGUGAGAAGAUUCGCGACGCGGCGAUGUCAACCAUGAAAAGGAAGUCGUUCGAGGUGGUCGAAGUUGACGGGUGCGAGGACGCGCCACCAAACAAGAGACAGAGCCGCGGCAGUUCACAUAGGGUGGCGGAGGCGGGUGUAGUUGUUGCUUCUCUGGUCGAGAUGGUGGCCAAAGCCAACGAAAUCAAGGCCGAGGAGGUCCGAACUCGACAAAACGGAGCGUGA